Molecule: messenger RNA, 1557 nt
Organism: Acanthisitta chloris (rifleman)
Lineage: Eukaryota; Metazoa; Chordata; Aves; Passeriformes; Acanthisittidae
Gene: NUFIP1
Product: nuclear fragile X mental retardation protein interacting protein 1
Exons: 10
Biological process (GO): box C/D snoRNP assembly
Cellular component (GO): nucleus
Molecular function (GO): RNA binding
Source: RefSeq, a predicted model, not a curated record
CCUAACAAGAGCUACCCACCCGCUCAGAACUACUCCCAGCCUGAGCACUACCCACCUGCCGAGAGCUACUCGCAGCCCAAGGACUACCUGCCACCGAAUAGCUACGCGUCCCCUGCUGCCUGGUACCCACCAGCCUACGGAGCACGACCGCAGGGACCAGGUGCUGGUGGAAAUGGUAAUUCCUCCCAGAAAUGGCAAGGCAAGCAAGUGCCUACAUAUAGUAAACGUUUUCCAGAAGAAAACAACAAACCAAAGGCCAAAAAGAAAAAAGAGCCAGUAUUCUCUCAUUAUUGUGAUACCUGUGACCGUGGCUAUAAAAACCAGGAGAAGUAUGAUGAACAUAUUUCACAACAUAAGCAGUGCACAGAAGAAGGUUGCAGUUUCAGUGCACAUGAGAAGAUAGUGCAGAUACACUGGAAGAACGCACAUGCACCUGGUGCUAAAAGAAUAAAAUUAGAUAGUCCAGAAGAGAUUGCUCGAUGGAGGGAAGAAAGAAAAAGAAAUUUUCCUACUUUGGCAAACAUUGAAAGGAAGAAGGCAAUGCAGAUGGAGAAGGAGGAAAGGGGAGAAGUGCUGACUACCCAACAGUUUGGCAAAAUGAAGGGGAUGUGGAAACCUCCAGAAAAUGGGGAGUCUGUUGGGCAUCAAGGAAGACACAGGAGAAGACAAUGGCGCCCGUUCUGGAAGAAAUUUAGGAAAAACGAUGGUGAUUGUAAUGUACACAGAUCUCAAAAUGAAGCCAAUGGACCAGAAAACAGCGUGUGUGAAAAGGAACAUGAGGGACAGCCUGCAUUGGCAGGUCAAACGGAUGAGAAGGAUGUUGACCCUCUUGGUCUUCUGGCAAACGGUGAUGUUGAAUCUGACAAGGACGAAGCAGCUGAUGAAGGUGGGAAGCUGGGAUUUACAGUUGUUCCCAAGCAGGUGACCUCUGCCCUGAGCUCCUUGUCAGUCAACUAUGGCAGCGCAUCCGACAGCGAGCCUGAAGAAAUCCCUGUCAAGACUGCAACAAAAGCUGAGAAAAACCAGGCUGUGCUCAGAAAUACGCCUCAAACUGCUUAUGCUCCUUGGAGCCGAAACCCAAAUCAAAAACGUCCGGAAUACGCAGGCACGAAGCUAAGAAACUCGAAUUCAAAAGCACGUCGCCCCAGAGGGCCUGGUAACUGGGGCAAGAAAACAUUAGCUCCCCUUCCCAAGCGCCGUCCAACUCUACUGGAAAUGUUACUGGCCCAAGACAUCCGACACGAAAGGAAUGUGAUUUUGCAAUGUGUUCGAUACCUCAUAAGAAAUAACAUGUUUGGACUUCAUUUUAAAGCAGAACCAGAAGCUGAAACAGAAACUGAACAGCCCUCUGCAACUACAGCAGGGUCUUCAAUGGACAAACUCAAUGAAUCUAAUCAUUCUUGUAUCUCUGACCUUCAGUUAGCCAGAGGACAAGAAGAUGCAUUAUUAGUAGCCCAGGGUGAGAAAGAACCUGUGGAUCAAACUUCACAGACGGCUCACUUGGCAGAUGAGGACACGUGGGAAACCCCAUUAGUUCAGUGUGAAGGAGCACCAUAG